Eufriesea mexicana is the source of this 670-nucleotide messenger RNA. Its product is annotated as succinate dehydrogenase cytochrome b560 subunit, mitochondrial. Lineage: Eukaryota; Metazoa; Arthropoda; Insecta; Hymenoptera; Apidae. Gene Ontology annotation, cellular component: respiratory chain complex II (succinate dehydrogenase); membrane. Gene Ontology annotation, molecular function: electron transfer activity. Bases 47 to 571 code for a protein of 174 amino acids. The record is from RefSeq and is a predicted model, not a curated record. Gene Ontology annotation, biological process: tricarboxylic acid cycle; mitochondrial electron transport, succinate to ubiquinone. The transcript is spliced from 5 exons.
CAUCUAUAAUAUAUAUAUUUUAGACUACAAAUAUAAUCACAAAAACAUGGCGCUGUGUUAUAUGAGGUUGUUUUAUCGACGAAACAGUUGCCUUCAUACUUUCCGAAAUUUAUAUACUUGCAGUCAACGAAAUGUUGCAAUUUCGAAACCUUUGUUCAUGGGAAGUACAAUUUGCGAAUCUCAUGAUGAGAAAAAUAUACGCUUGAAAAGACCUAUGUCACCACAUUUAACUAUUUACCAAAUUCAGUUAACAGCAUUUCUUUCAAUUACUCAUCGUACAACAGGCAUGAUAUUAUCAGGAUAUGCUGUGUUGCUUGGUUUAGGAACAUUAUUUAUCCCAGGAGGUAUUCCUUGUCUCAUAGAAGUAAUCACAGAAUUAGGUUUGUCAGCACCUGUUCUUUUCUUGGGAAAAUCUUUGCUUGCUUUACCUGCCACUUAUCAUACAUUUAAUGGAUUGCGUCACUUGGCUUGGGAUAUUGGAUUAUUUCUUACAAUUAAGGAAGUCUAUAGUACUGGUUAUGUAGUAGCUGCAUUAUCAGCAAUUUCUGCUAUUGCUCUUGCUGCUAUGUAAGUUUAGAUAAUUGUAUCAUCAUGUUGUGAUAUAAUUUGUAUUGAAAAUUAAUUGUACUAUUAAACAAAUAUGUUGCAUCUUGUACUUUGCAAAUUGUAU